This is a messenger RNA of Protopolystoma xenopodis, 330 nucleotides long. The record is from the annotation of a GenBank genome assembly. Lineage: Eukaryota; Metazoa; Platyhelminthes; Monogenea; Polystomatidea; Polystomatidae.
CUCGGCGCCGGACAAGGAAAGCUGAUCUGGCUCCGUAUUGACCGACAGGGCUUGACCGCUGGUCGUGAGGAAAUCGUCGACAGGGCCGGAGGAACUCGAGUUGUACUGAUUGUGCGAAACCCGCGCAAGGAAGACAACAAUGUGGAGUAUCGUUGCACUGACGGAUUUCAAGAAAGCAAGGUCACUCUACAAGUACGAGACAUAUGCGCACAGGGCAUGCGGGCCUGUAUCGAUGGCUCCUGCAUCAGUGAAAAUAAGUUUUGCAAUGGCAUUCAAGACUGCGCGGAUGGAUCUGAUGAGGAGGUUGAGCGCUGUGUGAUGGUCCCUUAA